UCGCCUGUCGCCUCUGCUCGCUCGGGGUCCAGUCCCAGGCCAGCUCGCCGCUCGUCUCGAAGCUCCCAGUCGCACUCUACACUCCGCAGCGCACACUGGUUCACUGGUUUUAGCCAGGUCAUCAGCUCCAGGUUCUCCAGGUCACGGACGCGUCAGGUCAUCAUCCCAGCUUACUGCAACCGCCAAUUCCGCAGUUUACGCUCUACCAUGGAUCCUGUGGAGACGUCUGUGCUGAACCUGCAGCAGCUCCCGGACGACGUGCUCGUGAUGGUGAUGCAGUAUCUGGACGUGGAGGACGUCCUCGCCUGCCGCCUCGUGUGCAAGAGGCUCUGCGGCCUGGCCCUGGACCGCGACAUCUGGCGCCACCGGUCCUUCGACGACGACGACAGCUGCGCGGGCGUGGUGCUGCGCCUGGCCCCGUGCCUCGACACGCUGACCCUCACGGACGAUGUUCCGACCACGACCAGGUGCUCCGUAGCACAUUUGAUUCUUCGGCCCUACGAUACCUUUAACGCUGCGGGGUACGCCUCGGCCGUGCGCCUCCAGGAGUCCUACGGCCGCCUCAGGAGCCUUGAGCUUUAUUGUUCGGACGUCGGAUUGAAGACUACAAACGACGUGCUGCUGAGGACGGUUGUGUCGUGUUCCGACCUGGAGUCGCUCGGAGUCUUUGGGCAACUACCAAGAACCUCACCCCCCGUUCUACAAGGGCCACCGAGGUCUUCGCUCAAGAAUUUCCAAUAUGAGGUCUACGAGUAUUCGCCAUUCUUUGUACACACCAUUCUGACUGCGCAUGCGGCUACGCUGGAGAAGGUUGACUUAAGCUCAGGAUUUUCCAUCGAGGACACGACAACGACUGCCCUGUUGGCCGCCUUGCCGAGACUCAAAAGUCUGCGGUGCAACGCCUCGAUGGCAGACUUGGAGGCCGUGGCGGCGUGCAGGACGCUCAGAGACAUCAGCAUUUAUCUGGGGGAAUCGAACGUCGUACUCCAGGCGGCCGCGAAAUUCUUUCGUCGCGCCAACCAACUUCGGAGUGUCUGCCUGCCAUACGGUGAGCCCGACGAGACCGCGGUGCUGGUCGAGGCCCUGGCCUCGUCCGGGCGGUCCCAGCUGGAGCGACUGUACUUGCGUUGCCACGAGGACGUAACGGGGACGCUGGUCCGUGCGCUGCCCGCACUGCCUGCCCUGCGCCACCUGGACUUUUCUGAAGUUACGCCCGAUGACGACAAGCUGCUCCUGAGCAUCACCCCCGCCACGGCCCCGGCCUUGAGGACGAUGGAGUUUGGGUGCUGGGGGCGAUGCCCCCACCCCUGGAUACACAGGGCCGCGGUCAAGGCGACCCUCGCCGCGAACACCUCGCUCCAUAUUCUGCUCGGAUAUGGUCCCAUUUGCGUGCUCCAAAACUGCGGGGCAUGUGUAGCGGGCUGUCACCAACAAGUCAAUUGGCGUGAGGGAGGGAUUAGGAAGAUAGGCCUUUUCGCACAUGACCAAGAUAAGUGUCCCUCACCGGACGUACACACUGAUCAUUCUAACAAUGGCAACCAGUGGAACCGGGGAGGGUCACUCAAGUGCACGUGGAUUCAUAUGUAAUACAAUUAUGCUUAAUUGUGGAUGUUCCGAACUUUAUUCUGUAAGACACUGUAAAAAGAUGAUCUUUCGUGUUGUUUUGUGCGAAAUUUUUUUUCAACAUAAGUAAGAAGUUAUUGUUUGAUUCAAUGUUUUAAAACCACCUUGUGUUCUAGACUUUUCACCCACUUGUACUUUUUCCUCCUCUUCUUGGGCUCCUUUGGGGUUUUAUUUCCCCAAGAUGUCUUACUGCCAACACCGACUGGCAAAGGCCCUCCGACCGCUUUCACGUCUCGUGUACGUGGAUUUAUACAUAUGUGCUACAGUUAUACGCUUGGUUCUCGUUGUUUCUUAUGUACUAUUUAUCUUUGUUCUCAGUCAUAUUGAUUAGAUGGAGAAUAAACUAUAUCAUCGUGCUGA
This is a messenger RNA of Frankliniella occidentalis (western flower thrips), 1983 nucleotides long. RefSeq lists its product as uncharacterized. The transcript is spliced from 2 exons. Gene Ontology annotation, biological process: SCF-dependent proteasomal ubiquitin-dependent protein catabolic process. Gene Ontology annotation, cellular component: SCF ubiquitin ligase complex. The coding region runs from base 208 to 1587 and encodes 459 amino acids. Gene Ontology annotation, molecular function: protein binding. The record is from RefSeq and is a predicted model, not a curated record. NCBI's taxonomy places the organism in Eukaryota, Metazoa, Arthropoda, Insecta, Thysanoptera, Thripidae.